AAGCGUCCACACGACAGGUCCGAGAUCCUACCUCCAGACCAGACUCCACGAUCCUGAUUGUGGACAACAGCGAGCUCUACGGGACGUCAGGAAGCGUAGCAGCUACAGAACAGACAAUGGAUCGAAAUGGCACCGAGGCUCUUCCAGAUCUCCUGUGCAGUAGGGUGAUCAACCCUUCCUUCCAGGGUCACACAGAAAUGCCACACCCAUCAGCUGAUGUCCUGGAAGAUCUUCAGGGCGAGCACGUCUACAACAACACUGAUGGACACCACGAGUACUUCUCCAACUCUUCUUUGUUAGGAG
Molecule: messenger RNA, 303 nt
Organism: Aplysia californica (California sea hare)
Lineage: Eukaryota; Metazoa; Mollusca; Gastropoda; Aplysiida; Aplysiidae
Source: RefSeq, a predicted model, not a curated record